AUGGAUCCGAUGGAUCCAACGGAUUUUAGUUAUAUAAAAAAAAUGGAUCCGAUGGAUAAAAUGGAUCCGAUGGAUCCAACGGAUUUUAGUUAUAUAAAAAAAAUGGAUCGGAUGGAUAAAAUGGAUCCGAUGGAUCCAACGGAUUUUAGUUAUAUAAAAAAAGUGGAUCGGAUGGAUAAAAUGGAUCCGGUGGAUCCAACGGAUUUUAGUUAUAUAAAAAAAAUGGAUCCGAUGGAUAAAAUGUAUCCGAUGGAUCCAACGGAUUUUAGUUAUAUAAAAGAAAAUGGAUCCAACGGAUUUUAA
Messenger RNA from Paramuricea clavata, 303 nucleotides. The record is from the annotation of a GenBank genome assembly. Lineage: Eukaryota; Metazoa; Cnidaria; Anthozoa; Malacalcyonacea; Plexauridae.